This is a messenger RNA of Polychytrium aggregatum, 2123 nucleotides long. RefSeq lists its product as uncharacterized. Gene Ontology annotation, cellular component: endoplasmic reticulum. Gene Ontology annotation, biological process: tRNA methylthiolation. Gene Ontology annotation, molecular function: 4 iron, 4 sulfur cluster binding; tRNA (N(6)-L-threonylcarbamoyladenosine(37)-C(2))-methylthiotransferase activity. The transcript is spliced from 4 exons. The record is from RefSeq and is a predicted model, not a curated record. Lineage: Eukaryota; Fungi; Chytridiomycota; Chytridiomycetes; Polychytriales. Bases 95 to 2110 code for a protein of 671 amino acids.
CCAGUCUCGAUCAUCUUGCUCCAUCGACCCGUCUCCAUCGGCUCGCUCCCAUCGAGCUGUCUCUGCCUGUUUGUCUCCAGCAGCGUCUCCCCACAUGGCCGAUAUCGAAGACAUCGAAGAGCUCACCCUUCCAUCCGACGACCCGACGUCGGCCGCAAACCGCAAAUCCGUCCACCAGGUCGCCGUCAGGUCGUUCACCCGGCGCUCGGCCACAAACCACAGUUCCGCCCCAGCAGAGCCCCAGCCCGAGCCUAUCGUCGGAUCUGGUGCUGGCUCUCGAGACUCGUGCACCCCGUUUCUGCCGGGGACGGCCACGGUCUGGGUCAAAACCUGGGGUUGCGGCCACAACAACUCGGAUGGCGAAUACAUGGCUGGCAUGCUGGCUGCCCAAGGAUACCGGAUCGUGCUCGAAGACUCAAAGCGCGGCGAGGCCGACCUGUGGCUUCUGAACUCUUGCACCGUCAAGGGCCCGUCCGAGCAGACCUUUGUCAACGAAAUCAACCGCGGGAAGGACAGCGGCAAGAAGGUUGUCGUCGCAGGCUGCGUGCCUCAGGGCAACCCGAGCGGCGCCGCUUGGGAGGGACUGAGCGUCAUUGGAGUCCAGCAGAUCGAUCGGGUCGUUGAAGUCGUCGAAGAAACGCUCAAGGGCGGCAGCGUGCGGCUGCUCAAGGAGAAGAAGGACGAGACAUCCAAGCGGAAAGCCGGCGGAGCGAAGCUGGACUUGCCCAAGGUUCGCAAGAACCCAUACAUCGAGAUCAUCCCGAUCAACACGGGAUGCCUGAACCAAUGCACAUACUGCAAAACCAAGCAUGCCCGCGGCGACCUCGGAUCCUAUGCACCCGAGGAGAUUGUCGAGCGAGUCAAGACCGUGCUGUCCGAGGGCGUCAUGGAGAUCUGGCUGACUUCGGAGGACACUGGUGCCUACGGCCGCGACAUUGGCACCGACAUUGUCGAGCUGCUCUGGGGCAUCGUCGAUGCGAUGGAGGAACAUCCGAACCAGACGGCAAUGCUGCGCGUCGGCAUGACCAACCCGCCGUACAUCCUGGAGCAUCUGCCCGAGGUCGCCAAGGUUCUCAGCCACCCGCGAGUUUACUCGUUCCUGCAUGUUCCCGUUCAGUCGGGGUCUGACAAGGUCCUGGACGACAUGAGACGGCUCUACACCGUCCACGACUUUCGACAGGUCUGCCAUAUUCUGCGGGAGCGAGUGCCCGACGUCACCAUUGCCACAGACAUUAUCUGCGGGUUUCCGACAGAGUCCGAGCAGGAUUGGCAGCAGACGAUGGACUUGUUGCGCGAGUACAACUUUUCGGUUCUGCACAUAUCCCAGUUCUACCCUCGUCCGGGUACCCCUGCAGCCCGCAUGACACGCAUCCGGACCGACAUUGUCAAGGCUCGCAGCCGAGAGGCCACGGCAUACUUCAACUCGUAUCCCAACUACGGCGACAAGCUCGGCAGCAUUCGCAAGGUUCUUGCGACGGAACUGAGUGCCGACGGCGUCCACUUUGUCAGUCACGACAAGUCCUAUGCACAGAUCCUGGUGCCCAACGAUCCACGGCUGAUGGGUCGGUCGUUCGAGGUGCGCAUCACCCAGGUGGGCAAGUUCUACAUGAUCGGGCAAGUGUGCGAAGGCGAAUACGAGCGGCUUGAGCAAGAAGAUGCAGAGCUUCAGAAGCUGGACAGCUCGGGCCGAGUGGCGAUUGUCAACAAGAAAAAGACACCCAAGUUGGUGCGGAUGACUCGCAAGAUGGUCCGGCUCGAUCCCGGUCGAAGCGGCGAAGACUAUGGCGACGAGCAAGCGGACGACAGCGCCAUCGACGGAGCUGAGCUGAGUCUCGGAUCCCAAAGCACAGAGGUCCCGACCCAGUCCGAGCCAUUGCAAGACGUUGAGAGCCGGCGCUCGCUCUUGCGAUCGUCGGGGUCGCUUGCGGUGCUGGCAACGCCGAUGGGAGUCGGAUACUGGUCUCUGGUGUCAUUGGCCGGUCUCUGGGUCGUGUUUGGCCCAUCCUCGGUGCAGCGACAAGUGCGAUGGAGCGUGCGAACGGUGGGCAUUCUCGCUUGCGCCUGGACAGGGUGGGAGAUGCUGCUGGCGAUGAAACGGCAAAAGCGAUGAAGCGCCAAGAGCG